UAAUGCGGAAGCGGCGGGGUCCUAAAGCUCCCAGAGCCAGUGGGUCCAGGCCAUGGGGCAGCCGUGGGCCUCGGGGAACGCAGAGCGCUCGCCCGCGCGGCUGCCUCUCGUGUUCACUACGCUGUGGGUUGCCGCGGUGGUCCUGGAGCUGGCUUAUGUGCUUGUGCUGGGUCCCGGGCCGCCCCCUCUGGGACCCCUAGCCCGGGCCUUGCAGCUCGCGCUGGCCGCCUUCCAGUUGCUUAAUCUGCUGGGCAACGUGGGGCUGUUCCUGCGCUCGGACCCCAGCAUCCGGGGCGUGAUGCUGGCCGGCCGCGGCUUGGGCCAGGGCUGGGCUUUCUGUUACCAGUGCCAGAGCCAAGUGCCACCACGUAGCGGGCAUUGCUCUGCCUGCCGUGUCUGCAUCCUGCGUCGGGACCAUCACUGCCGCCUCUUGGGCCGCUGCGUGGGCUUCCACAACUACCGGCACUUCCUGUGCCUGCUGCUGCACGCCUCUGGUGUCCUGCUCCACGUCUCUGUGCUGUUGGGUCCCGCCCUAUCAGCCCUGCUGCGGGCCCACGCACCCCUCCACACUGCCGCCCUCCUCCUGCUGCCCUGGCUCAUGUUGCUUACAGGGUUUCACUAUAUAGCCCAGGCUGGCCUCAAACGCACAGCAGUCUUCCUACCUCAGCCUCUACAGGUAUGCACCACCACACCUGGCUCUUGGCAAUGCUUUGAAGAGAGAAGGCUAUUAAGAGACCUGCUCACCUUCUAGCAUGAAUUAGAAAUUGAAAUAGCGUGUUCUGAUGGAAGGGUGAGGCCAGCGGAAUUGCCCUGUGGAGUGCUAAUUCCACCAGUAGAGUAGGCAGGACAGGCUUGGGACCAGCAGUAGGGACAGAUGGAAAGCAUCCAAGGAGCUGCUAGGUGUACACCCCAACCCCUCCCCAUAGCCGAGCAGCUACCUCUUUGGGUGGGGUGGAGUUACUGGAAGCGAAGCUGGUCAGAGGAGCUCUGGGUCUUGCGGGGACUGGAGAAUGUGGGAAUGUGGGGAUCCAAACUGAGGUGAAGUGAAAGACCACAGAUAAUGCUGGGGCUCUCCUGUAAAAUAAUAGCCUUGACUCCCCAGGAUGCCUAGGGGAGCCCACCCUCUGCCAGGCUCUGCCCAGGCCACAGAGGUGACUGUCUCCUUCUCAGCAUGUGCUAUUGCUAUUUUUCAAAAAGAUGUUAGGAACUUGGUGUGCCUCGCCCUAUGUGUGCUGUAUCCUUCCUGCAUCAUCCCCUGCCCUCCACAUAUCUUAUUUUCAUGUUUUUUACUUAAUGGUGAAGAGAUGAAAGAGAAUAUUUAUAACCCCUCCACGCACACACACAGAGGAAACCAUCAUUUCCUCUAAGUCUUCUCUGGCAGGGAACACUGUCCUGUCUUAAUCGUUCCCUUGCUUUGCUUUACAGUUUUGUUAUGUUUGUAUGGUUUUGCUUGUCUUUGAAUUUUACGUAAGUGGAAUCAUAGAGUUUAUUCUUCUAUGACUUUUUUUUUGUUUUUACUUACUGUUACGUUUCUGAAAUAUAUCCAAAUUAUUCCACGAAACUGCUGGGAGUUCAUUUUCCCUGUUCUCCAGUGAUCUACUGGAUAUACAUUUCAUUUUUCUGCUUUGUUCCACUGGUCAUUUAUAUACCUGUGACCUUUGGGAAUCACCCACUGAGAGCCCUUGCUCUUCAGUAUACAUUUCAGAAUCAGCUUGUCCAAUUCCCCCAGUAAAAACCUCUUCAAAUGCAACCAUAUCGAAUGCACAGAUGAGUUUGGGGAACAUCAGCAUCUGUGACACUGAAUCUUCCAGUUCAUGAACAUGCUGUAUCUCUGCAUUGAAUAUUCUCAAUAAAGCUAUCCCUUUGCUUACAAAGA
Cavia porcellus (domestic guinea pig) is the source of this 1876-nucleotide messenger RNA. It is a transcript of the gene Zdhhc24, whose product is annotated as zinc finger DHHC-type containing 24. Gene Ontology annotation, molecular function: protein-cysteine S-palmitoyltransferase activity. The record is from RefSeq and is a predicted model, not a curated record. Lineage: Eukaryota; Metazoa; Chordata; Mammalia; Rodentia; Caviidae. The transcript is spliced from 3 exons. Bases 53 to 751 code for a protein of 232 amino acids. Gene Ontology annotation, biological process: protein targeting to membrane; peptidyl-L-cysteine S-palmitoylation. Gene Ontology annotation, cellular component: endoplasmic reticulum; Golgi apparatus.